Molecule: messenger RNA, 962 nt
Organism: Saimiri boliviensis boliviensis (Bolivian squirrel monkey)
Lineage: Eukaryota; Metazoa; Chordata; Mammalia; Primates; Cebidae
Gene: PXMP2
Product: peroxisomal membrane protein 2
Cellular component (GO): peroxisomal membrane; cytoplasm
Source: RefSeq, a predicted model, not a curated record
CCCGCGCCUCGGGCUCCGCGCCCGGCCGGCCCGAGGUGGAGUCGGCGCCCCCGGCGGCGCGGGGCUGGGGAGGCGAUGGCGCCGGCGGCGUCCAGGCUGCGGGCCCAGGCCGGGUUUGGGGCGCUCCCGCGGCGGGCGCUCGCCCGGUACCUGCUCCUCCUGCGCCUCUACCCGGUGCUCACCAAGGCGGCCACCAGUGGCAUUUUGUCCGCACUUGGGAACUUUCUGGCCCAGAUGAUUGAGAAGAAGCGGAAAAAAGAAAACUCUCGAAGUCUAGAUGUCAGUGGGCCUCUGAGAUAUGCUGUUUAUGGGUUCUUCUUCACAGGGCCACUGAGUCACUUCUUCUACCUCUUCAUGGAACACUGGAUCCCUCCCGAGGUCCCCCUGGCGGGGCUCAAGAGGCUCCUCCUGGACCGCCUCGUCUUCGCACCGGCCUUCCUCACGUUGUUCUUCCUCAUCAUGAACUUUCUGGAGGGGAAAGACGCCUCAGCCUUCACCACCAGGAUGAGGGGGGGCUUCUGGCCAGCCCUGAACAUGAACUGGAGGGUGUGGACGCCAGUACAGUUCAUCAACGUCAACUACGUCCCUCUGCAGUUCCGGGUGCUCUUUGCCAACCUGGUGGCUCUGUUCUGGUAUGCCUACCUGGCCUCCCUGGGGAAGUGAAGACCACCAGGAGAACAUCAGGUGCACUGUGGACGUGGGUCUAGGGGGUCUCACCCACCCAGCGAGAGAGCAGAACCAACCCAGUCAGGACGUCACUAAGUCAGGUGACUCAAGAUGCCCUAAAAUGAUGGAUGGAGAAAUAGAAAUCCCUUAUUGUCAGAACCUUGUGUUUAAAACGGCAGUAGCUGACGUCAGCUGGUGCUGCCCUAAAAACUUAAAAUUUAGUAGAGGCAAUUUCAGUUGUUACUGUGGACCAAAUUAGGGUCACAAUAAACGCAAAAUUAUAUAGGUUCUUUAAU